Molecule: messenger RNA, 2650 nt
Organism: Daphnia pulicaria
Lineage: Eukaryota; Metazoa; Arthropoda; Branchiopoda; Diplostraca; Daphniidae
Gene: Invadolysin
Product: leishmanolysin-like peptidase
Exons: 15
Coding region: 402-2456 (684 amino acids)
Biological process (GO): cell adhesion; proteolysis
Cellular component (GO): membrane; cytoplasm
Molecular function (GO): metalloendopeptidase activity
Source: RefSeq, a predicted model, not a curated record
ACUAGCGUAGUCUGCUGCCCUCAAUUGUCAGAUCACAGUGGGGCCGUUUUCUUCAACUAACGGAAGACUUGUUCUCUUGUUUACAAUGGCCAUUUCGAGUCUUUGCUGUUAGACCGCAGUUAGCUCGACCAGCUGACGUUUCUAGGGGUUGUGUUUUUCAGGGCAGCCAGCGUAAAACAUUUCUUACUCUGUGAAUAAGUUUUUCGCAACCUACCCUCAUUCUUCGUCGAGUAUUCGUGCCGAAAUGUUGCUGUGCUUUCACGGGCUUCAAAUGAUUAGUUUCAGUCAGUGUCUCCUCUGGGUCUAGUGAUUAUUUUUUAUUAGUAAAUUAGAAGGAAACACUUAUAAAGUGGGUGGUGGUUCAGUGUUCCUCUCCGUCUUGCAAGUGAGAAAAACAAAUCAUGAGUUUUGCUGCUCAACAACACUCGCUUUCUUUAACACAGUCAAACGUCACUACCAGAUUGAUAUCAAUGUUGAUCCUACUUAUCUCUGUAACAAAUGUGUUUCUGCUUAGCUUUACGCAAGCAGCAAGUAUCCAUUCACAUUUUGAUUCACAGUGCAACCAUGUGCAUCCAAAGCCUAACGAUAUAAUACACGGCGUUCAUCUCGAAUCGGAACACGUGAUGAAGCGCAGGAGCUUAGACCAGCGGCUUCGCGUAAAAAUAUAUUACGACACCAGCGUUUAUAAGUUAGACGAGGCCAUGUUUGAACUCAUCAAUAAUACGGUUCUUCCUGAAGCCGUCAGCUAUUGGGAACGGGCUUUGAUGGUCCGCAAGACGGAAUCGGUUAUCCGCCUGAGUCGAAAAUGCCGAAACAAUCAAGUGUUCCUGGUUCCCAACGAUCCUCAUCCCUAUUGCAUGAAUGCGUGCGAGGCUGCCACAAUGUGUGGAGAAGUUCAGGUGCCAGAACAUCACCUUGAGUCGUGCCGGGUAUGCGAUGCCCAAGGCAAGCAGUGCCGCUCUCUGGGAGAAGGAGCCGGAGUAGGUAUCAAGGAUGCAGAUUUCGUCUUCUACGUUUCAGCUAUGGAUACUGAGCGUUGCCAGAAGGGAAUGACUGUGGCUUAUGCCGCCCAUUGUCAACAAGAGGUUUCACUCGAUAGGCCGAUUGCUGGACAUGCAAACUUGUGUCCACGUAGCAUCAGCACCAAACUUCCCGAGCUUGACGUUCUCAUCUCUACAGUUAAACACGAGAUUCUGCACGCCCUCGGCUUUUCGGUCAGCCUCUUUGCAUUUUACCGGGAUUCCAAAGGAUUGCCAUUGACACCCCGCGACGAACACGGAAAACCUGCCCUCAACGAAAAUUUACAAGCUCGUCAGUGGAGUGAACGAGUUAUCAAGAGAAUCGUUCGCCCUGAUUGGUUAGUCCGUGAAGGACGCGUUCGCAAAGAGGUGCACAUGAUGGUGACACCUCGCGUAGUUGAAGAAGUGCGCAAGCACUUUAAUUGCAGCACAUUAGAAGGUGCUGAGCUGGAAGACCAAGGGGGUGAAGGAACUGCAUUGACCCAUUGGGAGAAGAGAGCUUUUGAAAAUGAAGCCAUGACCGGGACGCAUACUCAGAAUCCAGUCUACUCACGCAUCACCCUUGCCUUGAUGGAAGACACUGGUUGGUACAAAGCCAACAUGGAAAUGGCCCAGCCACUUAAUUGGGGACGAAACUUGGGAUGCAAUUUUGCCCAGCGCAGUUGCAUGGAGUGGAUGGAGACAAAGGCCGACAAGGAGCAACAUUUGCAUCCUUAUUGUAAUCGAGUAAAACGGGAUCCUUUAGAAACUGAAUGUUCUGAGGAUCGAAAUUCGGUUGCCCUUUGCAACCUGGUUCAGCAUACCUACCCACUUCCGGAUCUUUACCAGAAUUUCGAAUUUAUUCCUCACAUUAGUCAGACGGAGAUACCUUAUUAUGGAGGAUCAGUAGCUCUGGCCGACUUUUGUCCUUAUAUUCAAGAGUUCACCUGGCGUUCGGACAACAUCGCCAUUCGGGGUUCCAAUUGCCUUUACGAAGAAAAUAAUCCCCGUCCUGAACGUAAUUUUGCCUUGGAAUUGUACGGACCAAAGUCCAAAUGCUUUGAGCAUGCUGGUUCAAUGUGGGAAGAGCGGACAUGUCGGCAAGUACGUCAGUGGCAGCACUGGGGUUCCGGCUGCUACGAAUACUCUUGUCAAAACGGAAGACUCAAUAUUAUUGUGGACAAUCGAACAUUUCCUUGCUACUAUCCAGGACAGGAACUGCGCGUUCGCUUGCUUAGCCAAGGCUGGCUUCACGUCGGUUCACUCUCGUGCCCAUCGUGCACUGAACUGUGUCAAGAGACCUUUAUGGCCGCUAAUUCGUCAUGCAAGCUUCCAAUGCCCGAUCCGAGAGUUGGACAAAUUUACCCUAACGAUCCUCUAGAUUGUGGCUCUCUGCGACCUGCUCAUUCGGUCGCUUUGUCUGUGAUAUUUUUUGUAGCGCUGCAGCUUUUGACUUGAUUUCGUGUCAGUUUCCUUUCUCAUUGAAUUACCCAGCUACGAACAUAUAGUAUUAAGAACUUAAAUAUUACGAAUUGCCCCAUCUCGAUUAGGAGCAUAUUCUUUAUCUUUUGUAUUUGUAUUUUUUUUUGUCUCGACCCCUGACAUCACUACAUAGGCAAAGAAUUGUAUGUAAAUAAACAACAUAAAAGCAA